AUGUCCCGCUUCCUCGCUGAGCCAAUUACGACCAAGACUUGCCAGCAGUUCAGAACGCCUGGCAUGUCCAUUGGGAAGGCUAGCAUGCAAGGCUGGCGUGAUACAAUGGAGGACGUUGACAUUGUGGACAUUCCGAUGCAUCCGGAUGUACCGGAUACAAUUUGCGUCGCUGUGUUUGACGGUCACGGUGGAUCGACUGUGUCGGCUUUUAUCGCGGAGCAAAUUGUCGGAGCUAUUACAGCUACCGAGGCAUUCAAGAAGGACUCGAGGUCGCCCGAGUCCCUGGCUGUAGCUCUCUGUGAAGGGUUCAUGGCAGCUGAUGAGAUGCUGAAAACCCACCCGGAGCUCAAGACGUCAUCGGAUGAGACGGGGUCCACGGGUUUGUUUGCUAUUAUCACGCCGAGAGACGUGGUUUGUGCCAACGUGGGCGACUCGCGGUGCAUUUUGAGCAACUCAAAAGCGCUCGAAGUGCUGCAGCUAUCUGUUGAUCACAAGCCCGACCUGGAGUUUGAGAAACAGCGCAUUGUUGCAGCUGGAGGAACGGUCUUCCGGGGACGCGUGUGUGGCGGCGUCGCGGUCUCGCGGAGCUUUGGUGACUUGUGGUUCAAGCGCAAUGCUGAAUUGAAGCCCCACCAGCAGCUGGUGACGUCUGAGCCUUGUGUGCGUGUGCAACGGCGCGACCCAGCAGACGAGUUCCUCGUGCUCUGCUGCGACGGCAUCUAUGACGUUAUGAGCAAUGACCAGCUGCGGAAGUUUAUCCGCAGCAAGCUCAAAAGCGGCAUGAAAGACCCCAAGGAGAUUGCAGAGAUGGUGCUGGACGAAUGUUUGGCCAAAGGCAGUCGUGACAACAUGAGCGCCAUCAUCGUCCUCUUCGACGGCGCUUUCAAAAACUAG
Messenger RNA from Peronospora matthiolae, 894 nucleotides. NCBI's taxonomy places the organism in Eukaryota, Oomycota, Peronosporomycetes, Peronosporales, Peronosporaceae. The record is from the annotation of a GenBank genome assembly.